AUGAAUCUCUUCUCUUCCAUAUUCAGCUAUUUGCUACUGCACUUGUUUGCUUUCUGCUUGCAGGCACAGGUAACUGUUCAGUCCCCACCUAAUUUUACACAGCAUGUGAGGGAGCAGAGCCUGGUGACCGACCAACUAAGCCGGAGACUCGUCCGGACCUAUCAGCUAUACAGUCGAACCAGCGGGAAGCAUGUUCAAAUCCUGGACAACAAGAAAAUCAACGCUAUGGCAGAAGAUGGAGAUGCUCACGCUAAGCUCAUUGUGGAGACUGAUACUUUUGGAAGCAGAGUAAGAAUCAAGGGAGCUGAGACCGGCUUCUAUAUUUGCAUGAACAAAAAAGGAAAGCUGAUUGGCAAGAGCAAUGGCAAAGGCAAGGACUGUGUCUUCACCGAGAUUGUGCUGGAGAACAAUUACACAGCAUUACAAAAUGCAAAAUACGAAGGAUGGUACAUGGCCUUCACCCGGAAGGGACGUCCCCGCAAAGGCUCCAAGACUCGUCAACAUCAGCGUGAGGUGCACUUCAUGAAGCGGCUGCCCAAAGGCCACCAAACCACAGAGCCUCAUAGACGCUUCGAAUUUCUCAAUUACCCUUUCAAUCGAAGGAGCAAAAGGACUCGAAACUCCAGCCCAAAGCCAUCACCCUGACCUGCCUCACCUUGUCCCACUCAGCACCACUUUCCUUGGCUGGAGGACAUUGUGCAGAGACUCAGUUGAUGGACAAUAACUAGAGACUUACCUAUGACG
This is a messenger RNA of Thamnophis sirtalis, 744 nucleotides long. RefSeq names its product fibroblast growth factor 8 (gene FGF8). Gene Ontology annotation, molecular function: growth factor activity. The record is from RefSeq and is a predicted model, not a curated record. NCBI's taxonomy places the organism in Eukaryota, Metazoa, Chordata, Lepidosauria, Squamata, Natricidae.